Messenger RNA from Puntigrus tetrazona (Sumatra barb), 3050 nucleotides. Its product is annotated as ubiquitin carboxyl-terminal hydrolase 21-like. NCBI's taxonomy places the organism in Eukaryota, Metazoa, Chordata, Actinopteri, Cypriniformes, Cyprinidae. Gene Ontology annotation, molecular function: cysteine-type deubiquitinase activity; cysteine-type endopeptidase activity. The record is from RefSeq and is a predicted model, not a curated record. Gene Ontology annotation, biological process: protein deubiquitination. The transcript has 12 exons. The coding region runs from base 575 to 2383 and encodes 602 amino acids. Gene Ontology annotation, cellular component: cytosol; nucleus.
AACACAGAAAACUCUGAAAAAAUGACCGGAAGGACACGAACAUGACAAUGAAAUCAAUAUUUCUGAAAUGCAUGAUGUAUAAAAGCAUGCUAGUCUUAAGUUUCACUUUCACUUUUCAUCAAAACCGAUUUACAUGCGGUGCAAAAUCAAGGAGAACAGCGUAAAAACCGUGAUUGCUGAACUCUGAAUGUACUGAAAACCCGAUCUAAACCGGUUUAAGGUUACUGUAGUAAACUCGUGACGCCAUCGAAUCGUUUGAUGCCGAUAUGUUCAGCGCCUUUAACUCGUCUGCAUGAAGUCAUCCAGACCUCCACGACCAAACCCCACGUCGUCUUCAUACUAAGUUUGCAGAGGAUACACUCCUGGGAAACCCAACAACGGAUGUCUCACCGUAUCCAAAGUAUUACACAGUUUGGGUCGUGGCGUACUGAUCCAAAGAGUAAAAUAUAGGUACACCAAUCAAACGAUAACAUGCUCAUCACAGAAGUACGGACCACCGGUUACAUUCAGUCUGAAACUCAAAGCUUGCGUUUGGUUCGUAGCGCAGAACCUGCAACAGUCGAAGGAAAAGCAAAUGCAUGCGAUGCCAUCCCCGGCGAAGGAGCGAGACGAGACGCUUCUUCAAACCAACGCACAAGACACUCGGCCUGAAAAACACACAGAAGAGGACUUGUGUUCUGUAGCUAUCACCGAACGCUCCCCGGCCGUGAUGAGAUACGUCGGAUUAGAGAAUCAGGGAGCUACCUGCUACUUGAACACGGUGCUCCAAAUACUCUUCAAGACGGAGGAGUUCAGAGAAGCUGUGAAACCGUACGCCACGAAUAAUUCCAGUUCCACCAUUAUUAACUGCAUCGCACAGUUAUUUGAGCGUUUGGAGCCUAGAAAGGAAACCAUUGCCACUACUGAAGAAAUCACAGACGAGCUUGAAAUCAACGUUUAUAAACAGGAAGAUGCUGCAAAAUGUCUUCAGAAGAUACUUCAGAAGAUACAGAAGAAUGACGGCUCUUCUGAAAUUUCUAAGAUCUUUCAGGGAGUGAUGGCUCAAACCACUAUUUGUUUAAAUCCAGCCAAACAUGUUUCUCUGAAGCAAGUUAAACCCUUUUUCAUUUUAUCAAUUUCCUUGGAUUCAGAGCCUGCUGUACACAUGCAAACGUGCUUUGAUUCGUAUUUUGCACCAAUCAGCAUGUGCGGGGAAGACCAGCUAGUGUACUGUAAAGACUGUGAAGAGAAGAUGGAGACAGAAAUCAUCUCCAGUUUGCAGGAAGUGCCUUCAGUUCUGGUUCUGCAUCUGGAGAGAUUUGAGUUUGAUUUCGACGCCAUGCGCUGCGUGAAGAAUUACUCCUCGGUGCAAAUCCCUCCUCAGUUACUGGUGGAAGAGGACAGCGGCGUGAAGCACUCGUAUGAUUUGUAUGCUAUAGCCAAUCAUUCUGGUUCUCUGGACGGAGGACACUACUAUGCCGACAUCAAAGAUCAGGACGGCUGGCAUCGGUUUGAUGACUCCGAAGUCAAGAGACUUCAGAUGAAUUUGACCUGUGAUCCGGACAUAUACAGCGAUGAAGCCUACUUACUGUUGUACAAAAAAUCCUCCUCCGUCACUAAAAACACGUUUAAACACCAGAAGAGACGCUCAAAGCGUAAAAGGGACAGUUUCUCUGAGGUCGGUGAGACGGAGAGUCCAGAGAAACGAGCAAAGACUCUUAUAAGAAGUGAAGACGACUCUCGGCCUGCGGUGAGUGAUAAACUAGAUCCUCUGGAUGAGUCCGAGACUGAAGCAGAGAGAAGAACCGAUGCUCAUCACGGCCAAACCACAUCAAACCAUUCAUCCGAUGAGAACGACUCAGAUAUCGACUCUGAAGAAGGGGAAGAGCGCGGUUUUAACACCGAAACUGAACCAGGCACCUCACCAGACGUGAGAGAUGAAGCUGUACCAGAAAACCAAAGGGAGGCCGUCACGAUAACGAUCAGCGAUCACGAUCAGCCCACAUCAAACAUCUCUGGAGAGAAUACAACAGGCACGGUUCUCCUGAAAGACAGCGACGCUGAAUCAGAGACUGAAUCGAACGCCUCACUAAACACGGAAAAGAAAUCUACGCUGGAAAUGAAGUCGAAGGACAAUCCUUCUAGUGCACGUCAAACCUCUUCUAGGAAAGCUCUCGUGAAAUAUUCCAUCAGCAUCUCAUCUUUAUCUCUUCUUGUUUGUCUUGGCCUUGUUCUUCUUGCUCUUUACUGCCCGCCUCACUUACUGAUGGUUGGCGGCGUUGUUCUCGUUUCUCUUCUUUGUCUUCUUCUUGUUCUUCUGGUCAGUUGUGUUGUGUCUUACCUGCUCCCCGUGAGGUUUACUUCAGGCAGAAAUCAUAACUCGCAGCAAUCUAGUGUGAUAUGAUUUUCACAAAGACAUUUCCUCAAACACUUCUCGACGUUACUGAAUCCUUAUAGUUCACCUGCGUUGCACAAAACACUCAAUAAAAGGUUUUACCUGUAAUAAAAUACUUGUUUUCGUUUUGUUAGUAUUUGUGUAGCGUUAAGCAUUCAAAUGUAUUCAGGAUUAAGACAAAAUGUGCAAUGGAGCUGUAAUUUAGUAUGAGAGAUGCAUCUUUUGAUCGAAUGAUGAGUUCUGUAAGAAAAUCUAAAGGAUGUAUUCAGAAAAUGAUGAUGUCACUGGUUUCUUGUCGCUCCUUUUUCAAUGAUUCAAUGAGAAAGUGGUGUAUAGAAGAUCUGGGAGCAUCUCGAGAAUCACGUGACUUUCCAGAAGAAUGUCUCAUUGGAGAAAAUGAAACUGAGACGUGUUUUCUAGAAACACCUGGGGCAAAGAUUGUAAAGCUCAUCUCGUCAGUCCUUGCUCUGUUUUAAGUCUAUUCUUGUAAAUGAACUGAGUCUCUUUAUGAAUGAAGAAAUGAAUCUGGAGUUGAGAGAAGACUUGUGGCCCGUCACUGAAUGAUUCGAUUUAAUUUCAUUACGUUUCCUUUCAAAUACAAAACACUACAGAUAUGCUAAAAGUCACAAACGGAGGCAAUGUUGAGUAAAGAGAUUUUUCUGGCCAGUAGGAAGUG